CGACCUCUUCCACCAGCGCCCACGUGCACUAAACACGUCGAUUGCUGGUAGCGGCGGCGUUCCUCCCGUACAAAGUCGCGCCGGAGCUCUCUUUCCCUCUCGCAAAGUCUUCUAUCCAAGGCGUUCGCAGUACUUACAACUUUGGGCCACAAUGCUCAGCCUUCGCACUUUUGGUUGUCUCACAUGUUUGACGCAAGUCGCUGUUCUGGGAUGCAAUGUGCAGACCAAUAGCUCCCAUCUGAAGGACUUUGUUCCAAAACGCGAGGUACUCUAUGUCGGUGGACGAUACACAAAUAUCAUGGACAGUGCAAUCAAUUCCACAUCACUGGCUAUGGUUGGACAGAUCUACGUCGAGAAGCUCUCUCCUAAUCCAGCCCCGGCGAAUCCACCACUUCCCAUUAUCUUCAUUGCAGGCGCGGCUCAGAGUGGUACCAACUUCCUUGACACUCCAGAUGGGCGGCCAGGAUGGGCAUCAUAUUUCAUUUCCAAAGGUCACACAGUGUACCUAUCAGACCAGCCAGCACGCGGCCGAUCCUUCUGGCUUCCCGACCAAGGAAGUCUCGGAACCAUUGGCUCCCCCAAUUCUGUCUCUGACAUCUUCACCGACGUAGCAAACAAUGGCAACCAAUGGCCGCAGGCGAAGCUUCACACGCAAUGGCCUGGCACUGGUCGCAUUGGCGACUCGACUUUCGAUGCUUUUUACAGGAGCCAGCUACAGUUCCAAACCGACCGCUUCAUCAGCGAAGAACAAAAUGCGCAGGCGUAUUCAGCUCUGGUAGACCUCGUAGGCCACUGUUAUAUAAUCAGUCAUUCUCAGGCGGGUGCAUAUGGUUGGAGGGUUGGAGACAUGCGCUCAGACCUCGUCAAGGGCAUUGUGCAGCUCGAGCCGUCUGGUCCACCGUUCACCCUCCGUCCACCGUUUGGAAAUGACCCAGCUUUCGCUUUUGGCCUUACCGAUCUCGCAAUUGGAUACGAACCAUCUGCAGGGAAGAAUGCUGAAAAGAUCGAAACGGUUAUUGAGCCAGCGGUUGACGCCGACCACAACGAGUGCGUCAUGCAAAAGUCUCCAGCGAAGCAAUUGACGAACCUGGCCAGAAUUCCAGAACUUGUUGUCACUGGCGAAGCAUCGUUCCAUGCGCCGUACGAUUACUGCACUGUCAAGUACUUGGAGCAGGUCGGAGUAGACGUGGAGUAUGCGGACCUGGGCAAGGAGGGCAUACAUGGUAACGGACACAUGUUCUUCAUGGAGAAGAACAAUCUCGAAAUUGCAGACCGCGUGUAUCAAUGGUUGCGUAAGCACUAGUUAACGUAUAAAGGAG
Macroventuria anomochaeta is the source of this 1319-nucleotide messenger RNA. RefSeq names its product alpha/beta-hydrolase. Bases 152 to 1303 code for a protein of 383 amino acids. The transcript is spliced from 3 exons. The record is from RefSeq and is a predicted model, not a curated record. NCBI's taxonomy places the organism in Eukaryota, Fungi, Ascomycota, Dothideomycetes, Pleosporales, Didymellaceae.